GAGCAGAAUUCAGCACCCCCCGCCCCUCCUGAGAGCUGGCUUCCUGCUAGGUCGGGCUUUCGGGCUCUUUUCUGCUGCCCGUCGCUCGCUUGCAAGAAGGCUGGAUGGUUACACCGGGCAGGUUGGCUCCAUAAUGUUAGGGACUGUGAAAAUGGAAGGGCAUGAAACCAGCGACUGGAACAGCUACUACGCCGACACUCAGGAGGCCUAUUCCUCGGUGCCCGUGAGCAACAUGAACUCGGGGCUGGGCUCCAUGAACACCAUGAACACCUACAUGACCAUGAACACCAUGACGACAAGCGGCAACAUGACCUCCAGCUCCUUCAACAUGUCCUACGCCAACACGGGGCUGGGGGCUGGGCUGAGUCCCGGCGCCGUGGCCGGCAUGCCGGCAGGCUCUGCGGGGCCCGUGAACGGCAUGCCGGCCGGCGUGGCCGCCAUGGGCACGGCGCUGAGCCCCGGGGGCAUCAACGCCAUGUCUGCACAGCCGGCCCCCAUGAACGGGCUGAGCCCCUACGGCAGCAUGAACCCCUGCAUGAGCCCCAUGGCCUACACCCAGUCCAACCUCGGCAGGACGCGGGACGCUAAGUCCUUCAAGCGGACCUACCCCCACGCCAAGCCGCCCUACUCCUACAUCUCCCUCAUCACCAUGGCCAUCCAGCAGGCGCCCAGCAAGAUGCUGACGCUGAGCGAGAUCUACCAGUGGAUCAUGGACCUUUUCCCCUACUACCGACAGAAUCAGCAGCGCUGGCAGAACAGCAUCCGCCACUCGCUCUCUUUCAAUGACUGUUUCGUCAAGGUGGCCCGGUCCCCCGACAAGCCCGGCAAGGGCUCCUAUUGGACCCUGCACCCCGACUCCGGCAACAUGUUUGAAAACGGCUGUUACCUCCGCAGGCAAAAGCGCUUCAAAUGCGAGAAGCCGGCGAACAGUAAAGCCACUCAGGAGGGCAGGAAAGAUCAGGCCGGGGCCUCUAAUUCAAGCUCCAACUCCCCCCUGCACAGAGGCCACAACAAACCUGCGCAGCUGGAUACGGCCACCUCUCUCUCCAGCUCCAACCCGUCCACCAGCCCUCAGUCUAUGGACCACAGUGGAUCAAGCACGGAGCUAAAGACCUCGGCCUCGGCCGCCUCCUCCACCAUCAGCUCUGUACCCACCUUGGCCUCCGUCCCACACCCCCCUCACUCAUUAGCCCACGAACCCCAGCUCCACCUCAAGGGUGAUCCCCACUACUCCUUCAACCACCCGUUUUCCAUCAACAAUCUCAUGUCCUCCUCGGAGCAGCAGCACAAGCUGGACUUCAAAGCCUACGAGCAGGCUCUGCAAUAUUCCUCUUACGGGGCCAGCAUCCCCGGCGGGCUGCCCCUUGGCAGCGCCUCCAUGGCCGGCCGGAGCAGCAUCGAGCCCUCGGCCCUAGAGCCCUCCUACUACCAAGGUGUGUAUUCCAGACCCGUGCUAAACACCUCCUAGCUGUGCAACCCCCGCCGCCGGGGCCGAGACCCCUCCUCCCCUCCCUGGCUUCUCUCCCCGCUUUCCCUGAGACAGACCAAGGUGUUUCCGCACGCUGCGUGCAAAGGACUGUUACUUUUUAAUUGUCUCGCAACGCGUUGUGUGUUGUUACGAUCCACCACGACCUCCUGCAAAGCCGACCGCGUCCCGCUUGUACAUACUCCCUCCGGCCCCUGCCGCCCAGCCCCUCUCCCCGGAGACCUCCCCAGCCUAUGCAGGGUGUUAUUAAAAAGAAGAAAAAAAUGUUGAGCGUGUAAACUACUUGUUUGUGCUUUCCGCCCCCUCGUCUCCCUCCCUUAUGUGUUCUAUAAUCUCAUGUAAGUUUACAGGUAUGUGGCAAUACUUUAACAAUACGGAGAUGAAGAAGCGAGUAGACAUUUAAGACUUUUUUUUAAUUAAAAAGGCUUUGAAGGACAAUACUGCUGUGAAGUAGCAAAACACUAAGAGAAUCUCUAAGCAACAAGAGAACUAUUUACUUUCUCGGAUCAUCCUUUUGAUACUUGCAAAAUAAACCUUCGGCUACUACAACCCACAUAGAACCCAGAUGCUGCGGGCCGGAUCCUGCACUCCCGAGGGGACCAACUGGAGCUUUGGAGUGCAGGAUGCGACCCUUAUCUUUUUCCAAGUGUUACCUGUUUUGGGAUGUAAUAUAAAGUUACAAAAGGUCACAGCCAGUUGGAUUUUUUUUCCCUUCCCAUCUGUUACUGAAGAUUCUAGUUCAUCAGGAACUCUCAUCAACAUGUGGAUGACAUACUUAUUUAAUUUAAGUGUAUCCAUUGUGUACCAGUUAGAACUGUGUAUCUAUAACCAGGUUAUUUCCCCCCUUCCCUAGGAAACUUUGACUACUACAGUGAUGCAAGGAAAAGAGGACAGCUCUGUCUCUCCCCGCUUUUCAAACUUGUCUAAUAAAUUUUUUUUGUGGCCAUUUAAUUAUCGCCAUCGUUAGCUUAUUUCAUCCAGUGUUAUUGCACUUUCCACAGUUUUACACGGUGUUAGCAUAGCCAGACGGGUUUUAUUAUUAUUCCUGUUCGCUGUUUCAAUGUUCUUAAUUUAUUGCAUGGUUUAUAUUGUUUUCUUUCUUUACAGCUGGAAAUUGCUUUAA
Messenger RNA from Zonotrichia leucophrys gambelii, 2609 nucleotides. RefSeq names its product forkhead box A1 (gene FOXA1). The transcript is spliced from 2 exons. Bases 134 to 1468 code for a protein of 444 amino acids. The record is from RefSeq and is a predicted model, not a curated record. NCBI's taxonomy places the organism in Eukaryota, Metazoa, Chordata, Aves, Passeriformes, Passerellidae. Gene Ontology annotation, molecular function: protein domain specific binding; RNA polymerase II cis-regulatory region sequence-specific DNA binding; DNA-binding transcription factor activity, RNA polymerase II-specific. Gene Ontology annotation, biological process: regulation of transcription by RNA polymerase II; anatomical structure morphogenesis; cell differentiation.